AUGGAUAAAGUCGUGGGAUACGUGCGACCGACGGUGCGAAAUAGGUAUCGGAUGAGCGAGGCUGAGGUGGUCGAACGGCGCCGGCGUGAGGCCAUCGAAAACGCCGGCGCCGACGAGACGCCGAGCAUCUUCAGGACGCCCAGCGUCGAAAAGUGCGAUGUGUGUGAUUCUGUUCGAGAGUUUGACCAAGAUGUGCUCGUGCAGUGCGAUGAGUGCAUGAUUUUGGUUCACAUGGGUUGCUACGGCGUCACGACUGCGCCGACGGGCGGGCGUUGGCUGUGUCGAGCGUGCGAACUCGGCUUGCGCACGCCGCCGCGGUGCGCGCUGUGUCCGAACGUGGGUGGUGCGAUGAAACCAACGUUGUGUGGGAGGUGGUGCCACGUCGUAUGCGCGUUGUGGGCGGAAUGCACGUUCGCGCAUCCUGAUGGCGUCGCGGAGCCCAUCGAAGGCGUCAACAUGGUUCCAGCGGAGAGUUUGAAAGCAACGUGCGCGGUGUGCGAGCAAAGUUACGGCGCGUGCGCGCAGUGCAUGGGUACGAAAAAGUGUCAAAAAGCGUUUCACGUGUACUGCGCGAGAGACGCGGAGUGUGGAUACAUCGCGCACUCGCGCACGGUGGCGCAGCUGAAACAGGCGGGCAUUCGCAAAUUCAUCGUGGGUUACGAACAGCCUCUGCGAAACACCGACACACUUUUGUUUCCGAGUUGUCCCGCGUGCGCAAACUGGCGAGGUCGCAAGCGCAAACGGCGCGCGUCGACACCGAAGAAGCGAACUCAGACACCGAAGACAAGGCCAACUGUGGAUUCGCGCGAAGUCGAAGACAAAGACGAAGACGCGAAACCACUCCAGUGCGCCAAGUUUGACCCUUUAGGCGCGUACGCUCGCGCGUUGACGGUGUCGCCAAAGGAUUCGAUACCAUAUCUCGUCACGGGCGCGCGAACGAGUCGCUUGGAAUCGUUCAGUCUUCGAGCCGUCGCACUUGCCGAUCCGCCGCGAAAUCUGAACGAGCGUUUCGAGCGCAUGAAGGCGACGAUUUCAGAUCGCUUGACGCUGGGGAAAUCGUAUAUUCACGGCUAUGGUUUAUUCGCAAAACGCGCGCACGCGCGAGGCGAGAUGAUCAUCGAUUACGUCGGCGAAAUCGUGCGUCCAGUCGUUGCCGAUAUUCGCGAGCGCGACGUGUACGACACCUGUUUCGGCAACGGGACGUACAUCUUCGCGCUAGGCGGCGACGAUCAACCCGUGCGCUUAGACGCCACGUGUGCAGGAAAUCUCGCAAACUUGGCCAACCAUUCGUGCGCACCGAACGCGCAUUCGAGACAAGUGUACGCCGCGAACGACAACCACAUUUGCUUAUUCGCGUCGCGAAACAUCCAGCCCGGCGAGGAAAUUUUGUACGAGUAUAGACUCGGCGCCGAUCAGACGUUACGAUGCAACUGCGGCGCCGCAAACUGUCGCGGCGUCGUCAACUUUACCGCCGAGCACCCGGCGUAG
This is a messenger RNA of Ostreococcus lucimarinus CCE9901, 1488 nucleotides long. RefSeq lists its product with no specific name. Bases 1 to 1488 code for a protein of 495 amino acids. The transcript has a single exon. Lineage: Eukaryota; Viridiplantae; Chlorophyta; Mamiellophyceae; Mamiellales; Bathycoccaceae. Gene Ontology annotation, biological process: regulation of transcription by RNA polymerase II. The record is from RefSeq and is a predicted model, not a curated record. Gene Ontology annotation, molecular function: protein binding.